Molecule: messenger RNA, 2876 nt
Organism: Maniola jurtina (meadow brown)
Lineage: Eukaryota; Metazoa; Arthropoda; Insecta; Lepidoptera; Nymphalidae
Gene: FipoQ
Product: F-box/LRR-repeat protein 2
Exons: 12
Coding region: 253-2103 (616 amino acids)
Biological process (GO): positive regulation of protein ubiquitination; SCF-dependent proteasomal ubiquitin-dependent protein catabolic process
Cellular component (GO): SCF ubiquitin ligase complex
Molecular function (GO): protein binding
Source: RefSeq, a predicted model, not a curated record
UCGAUCCACGGCUAAUUGAACUAUUUGCAGCUGAAAGUUCAUCGGCUGUGCAUUGCAUCAGUCAGCACAGACAACAGUACUUUUAUAAUUAUACUUAUUCUGUGCUACAAGUGAUUCAAGUGAUACAAGUUCUGUUUGGAUAUCUUGAGUUGUGAUUGACGUGAACUGUUGAUGAUUGAUGACAUAGAAUUCGGCCGAAUUCUCGCAAAAAUCUGUUCACAUUACAGAAGGACAAACCCAUAGUUAUCAACAAUGCACGAAGCCCCAGAAAGUAAUGUGUCAGCGAUGGUAGAAUGUCCAGAAAUUAAUGUAUCAACAAUGCCUGAAAGUACAGAAAAUAAUGCACCAAUAAUACUACCAAGUCUAGAAUAUGAUGUAGCAAUAAUGCAAGAAAGUCCAGAAAAAAGUUUAUUUACGUUACUUGAAAGUCCAGAAAAUGAUGCCCCAAUAAUUCUACCAAGUUUAGAAUUUAAUAAUUUACCGAUGUCGUUAGAAGUUCCAGAGAUUACUGUAACGAAUUCGUUGGAGGAGAACCGUCCAACUCCGCCACGACGAUUUAGAAGAAAAAGAGAGUUCACUCCAUCAGAAUAUAGUGAUGUUUCAGGAGAUGAGAUUCCUACUGCUCCUGAAAGAAGCAAAAGAAAAAAUCGUACCAUAGAGAAACUACCGGAUAAGGUGCUGCUGAAUAUAUUCUCGUAUCUAUCUCAUCGGGAGAUAUGUCGCAUGGCCACGGUGUGCAAGCGAUGGCGGAUGGUCGCGUACGACACCAAGCUGUGGACGCACGUCAGCUUGCGACCUGAAAUAUCUGGACUGCAUGUAGGUUCUCUGGAAUCUCUGCUGGCGUUGAUAUCAAUAAGAUUCGGCCCUUCACUGCGGUACAUCGAGCUGCCCAUAGAACUGAUCACACACACGGUACUGCACGAGUUGGCCUCCAAAUGCCCUAACUUGACACACAUGCUGCUGGAUUUUAGUACAGCUAUGCAGCUCCACGACUUCUCAGAGAUGCAGGCGUUUCCGACGAAACUGCGUUACUUGUGCAUUUGUCUGUCAGAGGUCAUCUUCAUGGAGGGCUUCAUGAGGAAGAUAUACAACUUCAUCAAUGGAUUGGAAAUAUUACAUCUUAUUGGAACAUACGAGAAGGUGGAAGAAGAAGAGGAGGAGAUCUACGAAGUGAUCAACGUUCACAAAUUGAAGUCGGCAACACCCAACCUGCGGGUUAUCAACUUGUACGGCAUCAACUUUGUGGACGACUCCCAUAUUGACGCGUUCAGCUCCAACUGCAUACAAUUGGAGUGCCUCGCAGUAAACUACUGCAAUAAAGUGACGGGUUCAACCAUGAAGACGCUGUUCCAACGCUCACGGAGACUGACUUGCUUGCUUAUGAAUGGAUGCAGUUUACAAUCUGAAUACGUGAUGCAAGUGGAAUGGGAGAAGUCCUCCAUCCUUGAGUUGGAUGUGACGGCGACAGACCUGUCUACUGAGUGCCUGAUCGACAUGCUGACCAGGAUCCCCAACCUGAGGUUCCUGAGCGCGGGACAGAUCAACGGCUUCAAUGACACUGUUAUUAAAGCAUGGAUAGAAGCUGGAACUGCUAGGAACCUAGUAGCUCUGGACGUGGACUCUUCAGAUAACCUAACAGACGAGGCUCUGCACCGGUUCUUGUCCCGUCACGGAAGCCAACUGUGGGGCCUGGUGCUGAGCGGCAUGCCGCACAUAACUGACCAGCUGUGGCAGAGCGUGCUGCAGUUAUUGACUAAUGCCAAGAUCCUCAUCAUGGGGACGCAAGAGAGACUUGGUGUCAACAUCCAUGUUGAUCAGCUAAUGGACGGAAUAGCCAACAGCUGCCCCAACUUAGAGCGUCUCGAACUCCGCUGGGAUCCAGAGAACCUCCGUUUCAGCGAUAAGAGUCAAAAGGCCAUAGAUAUCCUGCGCGUCAAGUGUCUCAAGCUCAAGUGCUUAGUGCUCAGCGAUGGCCGUUACUAUGAAAUCGUGAAGGCGAACUUCGAGCGCGCAGAUCGCACCACAGUUGUGAGAACGUCCACCAACUGCAGAGUUUCCAACUACUACCUCUUGUCUAAUUACAAAGACCUUAUAUUCAAUUGAUACUUUUUAAUUAAAGUACAAAACUAUGGACUAAUACGUAGAUGAUACCCGCGAAUUCCUCCGCGUGGGUUUCAGUUUUUAAAAAUCCCGUGGGAACUCUUUUUUCAGGAUAAAACCCCUGUCCUCUCCACAUCAGGUGGGAAUGGCAGUUUUAUUAAACCCAUACUCCAUAUCGGUUUUUAUAAGGCAUCGUACCGGAACGCUACAUCGCUUGGCGGCACGGCUUUGCCGGUAGGGUGGUAACUAGCCACGACCGUAGGCCUCCUACCAGACCAAUGACAAUUUAGAAAUUUUAAAUUCCGAAAAUCGAACCCAGAGCCUCCCGCUAGGACAGAGUUUUUUUUUUUAAAUAUACUUACCUCCCGAGACUCAGCGCAUAACUGCAUCCACGCCUGAUGGUAAGUGAUGUAUGCAGCCUAAGCUGGUGCAUUGCCAUAGAUUAUGAUAAAAAAGUCAGUAAGACGAAUUCUACUGUCUAUGAUGGUUUCCUAUUCCCUUGUUCACUCUUUAAUUUAAUCUUGUGUAAGAUAUAGACUUCAAUAGAAUGCAAUUUUACAUACCUAGAUUAAUUCAGCAAUCGUUGGCAACGCUAUGUAUCUACUAUAUUUCAAAAUGGCUACUGGCCAAUUCUCAUGUUUACUUUUUAUAACAGCAACCAAUUCUGUAUCUUAAAAUAGUAAUCAUAAGACGUAGAUACCUAGGUAUAUUAAAAUAAUGCAAUGGAUUAAUAUCAUUAAUUGUUAAACGUUACAAAAAUAUAUUUUGUUGCGAAA